AUGGAUAUUGAAGUUGAUCAUUAUAAUGCUUUGGAUUUACCCUCCGGUAAGGAAGGGGCAAAGCUUUCUGAAAUCGAUAUAUCGAAAGCUUAUCGAAAGAAAGCAUUAGAAUUGCAUCCAGACAAGAGACUCCAUGAUCCAAUUAACGCUCACUUAAGUUUUCAAAAACUCAAGGCUUCCUAUGACAUUCUCAAAGAUCACAAAAAGAGGAAGUUAUUUGAUGAGAUGAUCCAACUACAACAGCAGCAGCAACAACAACAACAAGAUUCGAAGCGUAGAAAGACUAUGCCAGUCCCAGAACAUAUAUUUGUACCAGAUAUCAAUUUGGCUCGAUUAGAAGAAGAGGAACGAACUGCUAUAAAACUUCUAGGUGAAAUUGCUAGGAUUCGUGAACUAUUGCUUUCGAAGAAAGUGUCAUCAGAUAUGUGUGUUGACAAGGAAAAAGUGCUUAAGGUAUCAUGGAGUAAAAGCAGUGAAGAUUAUACUUGCCAAAAAUUGAAAGAGUUAUUUAGUAAUUUUGGCAAAGUUGAACAUGUAAUCAUGAGUUCGAGUUCUAAGAAGAUACGCUAUGCUCUUGUGGAAAUGUUAUCUAUAGACGAUGCAGCUAAAGCCGUCGCUUCUUGUGUCUUGCCUGGUCUCUUAAUUGUGCCUCUUGAGGUACGCUAG
Solanum lycopersicum (tomato) is the source of this 666-nucleotide messenger RNA. RefSeq lists its product as uncharacterized. NCBI's taxonomy places the organism in Eukaryota, Viridiplantae, Streptophyta, Magnoliopsida, Solanales, Solanaceae. The record is from RefSeq and is a predicted model, not a curated record. Gene Ontology annotation, molecular function: RNA binding.